Molecule: messenger RNA, 225 nt
Organism: Prunus armeniaca (apricot)
Lineage: Eukaryota; Viridiplantae; Streptophyta; Magnoliopsida; Rosales; Rosaceae
Source: the annotation of a GenBank genome assembly
AUGGAUGAGGAGGAUGAGGAUGAUGAAGAGGCUAUCAAUGUGGAGGAUGAGGGUUAUGAAGAGGCUAUAAAUGUGAAGGAUGAGGGUGAUGACAUUGUUGUUAAUGAGGCUAUAAAUGAGGAGGCUGAGGGUGAUGAAAAGGCUAUAAAUGAAGAGAGUGAAAAUGGCAAAAUGGCUGAAAAUGAGAAUGAAGACACUACUAAAGAAGAUGAGAAAGACCCUUAA